UUUUAGCCGGCGGUGAAUGUUUUCGGUGGCUGUGUUUAUCAUUGUGCAUAAACACGUAAGUUUGUAUAGUUAAACACAUUCCGUUAUAUAAAUGAAAUUUAGAUUAGCUAUAUAUGAAUUAAAAUGCGUUCAUUUAAAGGCGUGGGGUAACGUAUGUGUUACUAGUCCGUGUUUAUUGUCUAGUUUUAAAUUGUCGGAUUUAUGGUCGCUCAGUUUAAAUGGGCUUUAUCUUAGUUCACUUAUAUCUAGGUCAGACUACCAUAAAUCCGACAAGAUAUCCGGCUAAGCUGGAAAAUACUGUUUCGUGAUACAGCCCCCUGGUCUUUAUUUCUUUUGGUACGCAGGAACAUUUUUUUUCAAACAAGAAUAACACUGAAAUUGCAACGCUAAAAAUGUCGUGCAUAGACAUUUUAUAUGAGAAGGUUCACCAGGGCCACGACCCGCGGUGGUCUGGGCGCGCGGCCUUCCCUGGGGGCAGGGUGACCACGUUCUGCGUCGCGUGUGUCAUGGAAGUGAUGGAGAACGAAGACGCGUCGUCAGUGCGCAAGUCUGUGGCUUUGGUUAGUGUCAGUGAGGUGCUGAGAGGAUGUCCUGAGGCCCUAAAGCAGGUGCUUCUGCAGGAUCACAGGGUCAGCCUGCACUUUGUCAGCAGUCUUCUGGGUAUGCUUCAAACCACGAAGGAGCCGUUCACCCUGGAGCAAGUGAUCCAGGUGCUUGUUCAUCUGCUCCUGGAGCUACAGAGCGAGCAGUGCGUGCAGUAUGUUCUGGAGGAGGUACAGGCCCAGCUGUGUGAUCAGGCCAGCUUGCGAGAAUCACUGCCCACCUUCAACUUCUUGGGAAAAUUGCUGGACGUCAUGCCCGCUCUGUCCCAAGCCCUUGUCGCACAUCAUGUGUCCCUGGUGGAGCAGCUGAGCAUGGCAUUGCUGCCCCAAGAUGAAGCACUCAAGGCGUCUGUGUGCUACGUGUUCCACAGGGUGUGGGCGUGUGUUGGGGCUGCCCAAGCCCUACUCCCAGCCCUCAAGGACAGGGUCUGCAUCCAGGUUUUGCACACACUGCACCAUGCCUGCUCUCCACAGCUCACCAUCAACUGCCUAGGCUUCCUGAAGGAGGCGCUAAAGAUGGGUGAUAUCGUGUCCCUGCUGAUGAACCUUCCCACGGAGCGGGAGCCCCAGCUGAGCGUGGAGACCUGCUGCCUUCCGCUGGUCCUCAAGAAGCUGUUGCUGAGUGGAGAUGAAAGUCUGCAGGUGGCCAGUGCCCAGUGCAUAGCUGCUGUACUGGUGCACUCCCCCAGCCAGUACUGUCCUGCCUUCAUCCAGGCCGACAUUCCCGAGUUCCUGUGCGAGCGCCUUUGCAGCCGUAGCGAGGUUCUGCUGUGGUCAGUGUAUAGCUGCCUGCUGCUGAUGACGGAGGACCCGCUGUUUUUCUCCCAGUGUCAUUCUGUUUACGGUAUCGAGCCCCUCGUGCGCAGCCUGAAGGAGGCGCUGACCCUGACCAGCGCGGAGGUGCAGAAACAGGGCCUGAUGCUGCUUACCGAGAUCUUGGACCGGCAGCCGAUCAGACUGGGUCUGUUCCCCAGUGCUCUGGUGUUUGCCGGUGCAGUAGAGGUGGUGCUAGAGGGCAUCUCCUCACCCUGCCUGCAGGUGGCGACACAGGCUGCCUCAGCUGCCACGGCCCUGCUCAGGUUAAACCACCAGUCCAGCCCUGUGCAGUACAGAGAGCUGAAGAAGGUGGUGGAGGCUGUGAUGGACAGAUGUAAGGAGCUGCCGUUGCCCACCGCUGAAAAUCGCAGGGCCUCACAGAUGGGGGCAGGAGCCAGGGGUCAGUCCUCUACUGCGGGGGCCUUUCUGCUGCAGGCCCUGACCUGCUUCCAGGCAGCCUGCAGAUUGGCAGAGCAGUGUGCCGGGGUACCGGGCAUGGAGGAAAAUGCAUUCACCGCCCCAGACCGGCCUACUGAGGACAACACUCUGGGCUCCUUCUGCCAACACCUACUGCGCUAUUGUGACACAGCCUGUAUCCCUGUUGUCACUCGGCACUGUGAGAGGGCCCCCAGCCCCUCAGUGCUGCAGUCUCUCUUCAUCAUCCUCUGCUGCCAGUUCUCCCUCCUGCCUGCCAUGAUGCCCCUUUUCUGUGCAAAGCUGGCAUCCUCUGGUUUCUUUGGAUUCGCUCUGAAGCACAAAGCUGCCUUCUGUGCAGGAAACAGGAACCCAGCACUGAACACCGCCUGUGCCGAAUUCCUGCAGAGGCUCAGCAUGUGCCUGCUGGCCCAGCUGGAGGGAGCCGACAGCGUCCCCCCACCAGACAGUGAGGAUGUCUUACGGCGCUGUCUCCCAUCCCUGUGCUGCCGGCCAGCCGAUUGGUCCUCGCUGCUGCGGGAGGCGUCCGCAGGGCUGAGGACGACGCAGUACGGCCUGCUGAUGCUGCUCUACCUGGCCAUGCAACACGGAGACAGGCUGCUGCCAGACCCUGCAGUCUUCUCCGGCACCCUGUCAGUGCUCUGCUUGGUACAGGUGCAGGGGGAUGAACCCACUCCCUUGUGUAUCCUGCGAGCUGCCCUCUAUCUGCUGUCCGUCACGCAGGACGGGAGCCCCGAGCUUGCCUCGGCUCCCCUUCUCUGCCUCCGGAAGGCGCUGUCCCGCGCCCCAGGCCUCCAGCCCCUGUACACCCACAACCCCGCCCUGCUGCACUUCAUCUUCCGCUACCCCGAGCUGGCAGAGCCGUUCGGUGCCGGCGUCCUGGAGCUGUGGUUCACGCACAGCAGCCGUGACCCUGCUGCGGAGGGGGCGGAGCCCAUGGGGCCGGACCGGGACUGCGAUGAUGUCACUGUGCUGCUGCGCCUGAUGGGGGAAAAGCCGACGGCUGUUCUGACACUGCUGGGCCUGGUCUGCAGGGGGGAGUCCCCGCUGGCCCACCGAGCUCUGCGAGUGCUGAGCAGGUUCUUACAAGGCCAGCCCCAGUGCGACACGGCCAUCCUGGACCUGCGUCCCCGACUGCUGCAGGUCCUCCAGAGACUGGCAGUGGAGCAUAGCCAAGCCGAGCUGGGAGCGCAGACCUCGCUGACACUGGUCCUGCAGCUGCUGUGUCUGGCGCUGACCUCUGACGGUGUGGCCGCAGACGUGGACAGCACAGACUUUAAGCUUCUCUUCCACGUGAGUAACCUGACGGCCAAACUGAAGCCCUCCGACACACAGCCUCUGCUACUGGCCAUCAACUACCUGUACUGCUGCCUGUCGCUGUCGCCUGCACAUUGUGCAGACAGAGUGGUGUCCAUACUGCUGUGUAAUGCUGCACUGCUGGAGCAGCUGCAGAGGGCAUUGUCCUCCUCCUCUGUCUCCCUGCUCUGCGGGGCUCGUCUGCUCCUGUCCUCACUCCUCACUCGGCACGACGCUCAAUCCACACAGGUCCAAAAAAGGAUUUCUUUGAACCUGGAUGAAAUCGUGCAGCUGCUCACCUUAAGGAAGAGCCAGACUGACAGCCUUUUACUCGCCUGUUCCAUCCAACUGCUUCAGACACUCUUGGACCUGGACCUUCAGUCUCCUCUGCUCCUUCUAACAGCUGAAACUUUCGACUGCCGCCCCCUGCUGGAGACGGAGGCCACCCUGCAGCCGCUGGGCUCCCACCGGGCACGCUGCCUGCUUACCGCACUGCAAGGGCUGCUGCUGCAGAAGCAGGAGUUCCUGUUGAGCGUCUCAGCAAGCUGCUUGACAUCUCUGUUGGGGUUCCUACACAGGAGGAGCCCCACCGUAGCCCUGCACGCAGUGUACCAACCAUGGAGCCGCUUUCUGCUCUUCUCUGUGCUCGCCUCCGGGGGGAGCUACCUCUUUCACCCAGCCAUCUUGGCCCUGCUGUCCCUGAUGGUGCACCUGGGCGGAGAGAGUGCGCUUGGAGAGAUGGGGCUGGCUCAACUGGUCAGCGUGGCAGAAAGGGAAGGAGUGAAGGAGCUGGAAGGCAGGGCAGCAGAGGCCCUGAAACGGCUUCUCACACAGCUGCAGGUGGGCCCCUCCUGCUGUCUGUCCGGGGAGUAUGCACAGAGGGUGCAGACCCUGCUGGACUUGCUGAGCUCAGCCCCUCCACCUGAGCUCCAGCCGGACCGGAUCCUACGUGCCGGACCGCUUUCUCUCCGCUGGUGCGACUUCGCCGUGGGAACAUAUGCACACUAAUUCAUGUGGCUAAUGCGUGGUCACGUACUGUUUCUGACACGACUGAUGCGCUGUAUUAUUCUUGGCAGUUAAAGGUUGUGAUUGCCAUCACUCGAUGCCUGAAAAUGUUCUGUUACAGUAUUCUACGAGGUUUCAAAAUACUGCCUAUCGAUUAAAUUACUUUAAAAUGCA
Molecule: messenger RNA, 4328 nt
Organism: Brienomyrus brachyistius
Lineage: Eukaryota; Metazoa; Chordata; Actinopteri; Osteoglossiformes; Mormyridae
Product: meiosis inhibitor protein 1
Exons: 31
Coding region: 393-4157 (1254 amino acids)
Biological process (GO): meiosis I
Source: RefSeq, a predicted model, not a curated record